AUGGGGGAAAUAUGUGCAUGGCAGUGUGUACUCAACACCAGCACCGCAUAUCCAUUCGGAAAAUUCCUCGGCCAACGAUAUCCCUAUCUCCCAAAGACCCUCGUCGGCGACACGAACCCAUAUUGGCAAAACAAGACAGCCGUCAAGGCCGACUAUGCGAACGGUGGCGCUCCCCCCACUUACGAGGUCACGGACUGGUCCCCGGUCUACGAUGACUUGGCAAAUGGCAUCGUCGCCGGCGAGCGAGAAGCGAUUGCUGCGACAUCAGCCCAAAAUGCCACAACGUGGUCACCACUCAUGUCAAUCCACCCCACAAACCAAUGGUUCACAGGCGGGCCGCUCGCACUUGCACACGCUUUCUUCGGUAACCGAACGUGGCUUACCUUGGAUGCCAGCCAAUCUGGUCAUGCAGACUACCCGCCGAACCCUCCGAUCCCUUGGUGGAAUUGUCGGCGUGGGUGGGAACCUGUGGAACUCAUGUACGCGGCGGGAUCAGUGCCUGGGGGUCGUGCGCGGCCGGUCAUCGAUAAUGAAGCGCACUAUGAGAACAGGUAUAAUAAUGGUAAUAGUAGUGAGGCAUUUUGGAAUGCGAGUGAUGUGCGGAUUGGAAGCUGGCAAGCGGUAAGCUUCAUAUCCACUACGGACAGUCUUAUGGGGUGGUGA
This is a messenger RNA of Aspergillus oryzae RIB40, 663 nucleotides long. RefSeq lists its product as uncharacterized. Bases 1 to 663 code for a protein of 220 amino acids. NCBI's taxonomy places the organism in Eukaryota, Fungi, Ascomycota, Eurotiomycetes, Eurotiales, Aspergillaceae. The record is from RefSeq and is a predicted model, not a curated record. The transcript is spliced from 2 exons.